ACCGAAAAUCGGUUGCCAUGGAACGUGAUUUUACACUUUAGUAGCCUACUCUAUAGUGAGACUCCGCACACGGGCUCUGCCGGUCUCAAAUAAAAGCGGACAUAAGACACUCCCCACAACAUAUCAAAACAUUGCCCGGUUGGAAUUACAACUUGAUGUGUUUCUGACCAGUUCCGGCAGAUGUUCUGAAGUCUCAUGCAUGCAUGCGUUCCAAUGCAGACGAUCUGAAAUACGCCUAAUAGGCUACUUGCACAAACACUUCCUGAUUCGCCGUAAUACAGCUCACCAGCUUCCGGUUCCAAGAUGGCAACGUUCUACACCCGGUGUUUACAGGAGCUGCCGACAAUAAAUAUCACAGAUUUGCAUCGUUUAUGUCGGGAAACAAAAACUCAGACAAGCAAAUUGGAGAAGGGGUUUAGGCUGUUGCUUCGACCUACAUUCACAGUUACGAAGGUAAGAAAACGACGUCUAACAGACGCUAGCUACUGUCAAAGUCUAAUCUGUCAGUUAACUGUCACUGUCGAACGUGUAUUACGAUGCAGGAACAGCAAACGCCAACAAGAUUUCUUAACGAGUGUUUUAUAUCAGCCUUGAUGUUUGCCUGUUGUGUUGAGUAAUAAUAGUUUAAGUACAGCCACGGUUUUGUGUAUAUAAAAGUAACAUUACUUAGCUACCUAACGUUUCUUUCCAUGUAGUAACAUGUUAUAGAUUUGAUGAUGCGAGUAACCCAGUACAAUUGAAGCUUAAUGAAUUUGUAUGUGUUAUUUCAUUCAGUGUCCAAUAAAGACAAGCUGACAGUGCAGGUCAGCGUGAGAGCCUUGUGCUACAGGUCGAUGGGGAAGAGCGAGGCACCACAGUUUGAGUCUAGGCAGGAAGCUGUGUUCAUCCCUGUUCAGUGGUGUUUGUUUGGUUAAGCAGUAGCUAAGUGUAGUCCUCAAGGGCCACCAACUUGAAUGUUUUUCAUGUCUCCCUGUUUUUCACACACAAUUUAAUAUAGUCAAGGUAAUGAGUACAAGGCUACAACUUUUCAAUAAACAAGAUAUUUAUUGUCGUUUGCACAGCAGAAGUACAGGUACAUUGGAAUAAUUGUGAUUAUAGGAGUCCGCUUUAAAAAAAAACACAUCUUUAUUUUAAGAGGGAGAGAAUAUAACAGUAAGCAUUCAGGGUGUUAGGCUUUUUCUAGCACAGUUGAAGUACUUACCUUCAUAAGAAACAAGUUGUUUUUGACACCCAUGAUGCUGAGGUUAUAUUUCUAAUGAUUUACCUUUUUCUCUUAGAUCAAGCUUUGUGAUUCAUCAGCCAAGGGAUGAAAAAAGAAAGAGUUAAUCUAUGGGCUGGAGCAGCUGUCUCUGAGAGGAAAAGAAAAAAAGUAUAGCUCAAAAACAACAAAUACAAAUGCAAUGGCAUCACGUAUAAUUACAUCUGUAACUACUUAUAAAGUACUGUUGAUGCACGUGCAGGUGCGACCACUUCUUUUUUCUGGGCAGCUGAUUUGGUCUGGAAACACGGACCAUCUUGUAGAGAAGGCUCAAUCAAAGACCAAAAAAGCUAUCAGAUGGUUGUAGCUGGCAAAUCUAUUCACAAAAGACAUCGCAUAAAAAAUUUCAAUUAGAAUUGUACAUCAAAAGUAUACAUUGUUACCAAAAUAAUGUCAACAGUAACUAAGAUUAAGAUUUUAUCGUAUUUAUAAUAUAUAUAUAUAUAUUAUGUAGCAGGGUGACCUGUAUUUCUCCCAUAUAUCUGUUUCAGCAUCAGUCACCUCCCUUUUACCUGUAUUGUGACUUGUGCCACUACGCAACGGUUGCUCUACCGGAUGGCGUCGUAACUAAUCCCUGGCACUCAGCUGACAGAGUAGUGUUCUUGUCCGGGCCAUAUCUUUGGGAGGCGCGGUUUGGUGGUUUGCCGUGUACUUGUGUGUAGAUAAGUAGGGUGUUACCUGCUCAAUUCAUACAUUUUUACAAUUGUUUAUUAAUAGUAUUUUGUUCUAGGACCAGCAUUGGUGGAGUUGGAGACGGUCACAUUCUGGCGCUGGCGCUUCAGUGCUCCUAUUUUCAUCUCAUAGAAUAAUAACACGACUUUUUUCAACCAUUUAAAAAUAAACUUUUGUAGACUUGAACUGGAAACACGUCUCUGUAAGUCUUUACACAAAUCUGUAUUAUAAAUGUUGUUUGUUUUUGUACUAUUGGUGUGGUCACAUUCAUAUAUAUAAAUUCUGAUAAGACAUGGACAUCCCCAACUCCAAUUACACCAUCUCUCAACAUGCCACUACUUGUGUCCUAUUAAUCAUUCACAUUCACAUUCACGGAUGUCUGCGUCGGAGCCAGCAAACCGCUGCAGUCCAAACUCUCGCUGGAGACGUAACUCCUGUAGCUCCUUUCUCAGCUCCUGUACUUCAUUUGAGACGCUUUCAGCAGCUGAUGCGGACAUAUCCAUGGCAGUCGGUUCAGAGAGAGCAGUAGUCUUGAUCGUUGAAUAGGAGAUCAACUUCAUCUUCCGGAGGGGCAGUUUCGACGAACCGAUCAACUCUCUCCCACACGCCGCCCCUUGGGGUUUCGACUGUAUACUGGUUCCACUCAAAAAGGGUCGCUACGGCACCUUUUGCAAGUCUCCUUCGACCCUGAGGAGUAGUUGGCUCAAUCAACUUGUCGGGACUAAAGUGUCUGCUACAGACCUUGGAGUGAGUGGUGAUGACAUAUGCAUCCCGGCGUAUGUUGACAAUCCAUCGACUCCUCACGUCAGUUUGGCUCGGAAAGCCAUGAAAACUUAAUACCCCGUUGAAUUUUGCUGACGCUGUACAGUUCGGGACACAUCUGUGCUCUGUAUAGGUUGUCUCCUGCCUCUGAAAAGGUCCAGUUUUUAGAUGUUUGCGGUCUUUAUCCAUGUUUACAGUAUCAAAGUCAGCAGGCUAGCGCAAUAAACACACAGACCGGAAGCAACCGAGCUGUAUUAUUUGAAACAGGAAGUACGUCACACAGCUUAGUGCAUACACCCUAUAAGAUCCGUCGAUGGACGCAUGUGGGGGCAGGCGAUCCAACAGGAGGCUCUAAACUCCUGACCGCUAGGGAGCAGAGAACCAUUAGGAGGCUCCAAACUCCUGACCACUAGGGGGCAGAGAACCAACCGCACUGUUCUAAAUUUACUCGACCACCAUAGAGACACUGGUGUCGAAUGGGCGGGUUUUUUGUGUUUCGUAAACAUUCAUCGCAAAAGUUAACAAGUGGAUCCGUUUACAACGUGAACGUCGAUGAGUAGCUUUGUUUCAGUGUAACGUGUAUGAGGGUAAACGGAUGGAUCCACAGCCCUUCAGCAGUGUGCUGGUGCGGCGGCUCACUUUAAGCCGUUAAACUCAUGGAUUCGAAGCACCUCAAAUCGAGCGGAGCAUCUAGGAAACUCAACUUCCUGCCCAACAAGGAAAUAUCACCCAAGCAACGGGGGAGGGGGGUCCCUCUGGACGCGUUAGAUGGGCUGCUUGACAAUCUGGAUUCCUCCUUGGAUGGCUUCAAUAUCAUAAUUCCGAUGCCCAUCACCACUUCUGGAGCGGAAGAGAAAGAGGAGGCCCCUUCUUCAGGAAAUAUCCAACCUUUCUCCGUGGGUCCCAAAGGAGAACCUCAACCACCAGCGGGACCGGUGAAGAACAAAGAACAUAACUUGGUUGGUCUAGAGGCCAGCAGUCUGUUGGUAGAGCACUACCCGAUCAACACCUCCAGUCCCUUAGAGGCGAAGCACCAAAGGGUCAUGGAGGCUUCCCCCGAUCGCUUCCUCUGGGACCAUGAGGGAGACCCUGAAGACCAGCCAAAGACCAGCAGGCCCUCCAUGGCAAGGGACCACUCCUCUGAGCCUUUCCAGCAACCUGCAGCCAGUUCAGAGCCGCCAGUGUGGAGACCGGGGACUAAUCUCCCGUCCUCCUCCUCGGGGUCCAGGGCCUCCUUCAUCCAGAAGCUCAGAGCCACCAGCCUCUCUAGAGCACCGCGGGAGUCUCCGGUCAAGGAGCCAGAACCUUCCUGGGAGCCAGAGGAGGAGCCAGAGGAGGAGUUCCUGAUCGGUGAAGAUGACCCCCCUGCCUGGAUCACCCUCCUCAGGAAGAAGAAUCCAAGCAGCUACAAACAGAAAUGUCCAGAUGCUCUACCGGGUAGGAACGACUACGGCGUUGGCCAGCCGUCCUCUCCGAACUGGGCACUGGAGAGCGAGACAGGGCAGAAGGACGAGACACGGGCCCCCGGGCGCGGAGGGGAACCCGCCGGGUUGGAGGAGGGCAGGGCUUGGAACAAGAAGAAGGAGAAGAAGGAGAAAGCUGCCGCUCCAUCACAGCCUUCACCUAAGAAGAGCGCUUGGAAGAGGGCUAAGUCAAAGGGGACAGACAGCCCAACGGAGAUGGUAGAGCAGGAGCCCUCGCCCUUGAUGGAUGUGGUGAACAACGUAGAGUACUGUGAUAAAAAGAAGCCGGGUAGGAAGAAGGUGACCAAGGAGAGGGUGCCAGCUCACAACAGGCCAAAGGUUCAACCCCAAAAUCAAAGCAGCCCCAGCCAAGCGGUCAAAUUAAAAACGGCUCCGACCUGGGAAAACAAGGAGCAAAGUUCUUCUUCUGUCCUGAAGAAGUCCAAAUCUACCAAGGGCCCCCAACAAGAAAUGGAGGAGAGAAAAAAGAAGACAAAGGCAGGAAAGGCUGUCAAGAUGAGGAAGAGGGAAGAGAUGCUGUUGUCUGAGUCUCCUGCCAGAAGCACUCAGGAGGAGCAGAUCCAGCAGGAGAGCAUGAACAAUGAGGCAGAUCAUGUCAGUAUUGAACCUCCCUGGGAGCCAGAGGAGGAGCCAGAUGAGGAGUUCCCGAUCCGUGAAGAGGACCCCCCUGCCUGGAUCACCCUCCUCAGGAAGAAGAAUCCAAGCAGCUACAAACAGAAAUGUCCAGACGCUCGGUUGGAGGAGGGCAGGGCUCGGAACAAGAAGGAGAAGAAGGAGAAAGCUGCUGCUCCAUCACAGCCUUCACCUAAGAAGAGCGCUUGGAAGAGGGCUAAGUCAAAGGGGACAGACAGCCCAACGGAGAUGGUAGAGCAGGAGCCCUCGCCCUUGAGGGAUGCGCCGAACAACGUAGAGGACUGUGAUAAAAAGAAGCCGGGUAGGAAGAAGGUGACCAAGGAGAGCAUGCCAUCUCACAACAGGCCAAAGGUUCAACCCCCACAUCACAGCAGCCCCAGCCAAGCAGUCAAAUUAAAAACGGCUCCAACCUGGGAAAACAAGGAGCAAAGUUCUUCUUCUGCCCUGAAGAAGUCCAAAUCUACCAAGGGCCCCCAACAAGAGAUGAAGGAGAGAAAAAAGAAGACAAAGGCAGGGAAGUUUGUCAAGAGGAGGAAGAGGGAAGAGAUGCUGUUGUCCGAGUCUCCUGCCAGAAGCACUCAGGAGGAGCAGAUCCAGCAGGAUAGCAUGAACAAUGAGGCAGAACAUGUCAGUAUUGGUCUGGCAAUCCCUAAGGUUGGACCCCUGCUGACCUCUGAAGUCUCCAGCCAUCCCCCUAGGAAGAGGCCUUGGGAGCGGGGCCUUAGCCUCCCCUCCAGCCCAGAGGAGCCAGGGGGACUGCCCGCUCUAAAAAAGCAGGCCCACAAGCAGAACCCAAGGAGACCCAAACCCCUCCUAGGCUCCCCUGAACCGGCUCCAGACUGCGGGACUGGGAGGUGCCCCAGGAUCAGAAACUGUCCUGGGGAAUUGUGGAAGGUCUCAGACGCUCUCCCAGACGGGGAUAUCCUGCCACCAGUACCACUACCACCACCACCUGGCAGACCUCAGUCCAAGCAGCGAGGCAGACCGCAGUCCAAGCAGAGGAAAUCCCUCAACCCGCCCACGGCCCCAGAAUCCACCACCACGGCUGAGUCCAAGCCCGUCAAACAGGGCAAAAUGUUUUCGGCUCCAAAGACCAUCCGGCGCUCUCUGGCCACGUUCCAUGACAUCUUUAGCCAGUCAGCGGUGUCUCCUCCGGACAACACCCGGGAAGAGGCUGAGGGCGGCAAGAGGAGCCGGAGGAAGAGGUCCAUUGGGGACUCCAACAUCGGGCCCUUGGAUGCCCUGAACAGCAGCGGGCCACCGCUGAUCAUAGAGGCCCCUGCAGGCCCCAGCUGCAGCACCAGGCUUAGUUGGCCCCCCAAUAUCGCACCCCCCCAGCCCACCAAGAGGCCCUCAUCCAGCAUGUUGAAGGGUUUCCAGAGCGGCCCGUCCUCCUUCGUAGACCUGGAACAGCAUGAAGAGGAUGAACUCGCAUCUCCCCAGUGGACCAGAACCCAGUCCUCCUACUGGCUGUCCUUGGGGCUCUACGCGGCCCCUUUGGUUCCCAUGGUCCUGCAGGACCAAGAUGCGGCCAACCUGGAGGAGUGGCUGGCCAUGCUGUGGCCCGCCCCCGCCCAGGAGCUGUCGAGCCAGGCGGGCUCGGAGGCCUUUGAGUGGUUCUGCCAUCAAGGCCGGGUCAUUGGCCUCCGGAUGGACAUGUGGUCAGAGUCCAUGUGCAACGGAGAGAUCAUCCUGUCCUCCUCCAUGAAGAAGCCCCUCUGGGUGGACCACUGCGCCACUACCGUCUUCUACGUGUCGACCAGCCAUGUGCUUCUGACCCUGAACGCGGUGGACUUCCGCUACAAGGGCGGCCAAUCCUUCGUGGUCCCAUGUGGACAAGCCUACAGCCUUGAGAACUCGGGAGACGAGCCUGCUCUCCUCUUCUUCUCACGGGUACAGGUCUAGAGCCCGGGGUGGCCGUGUGGUCCAGGACACGCACACAGGUUAUGUUUAGUUAUUUUGUUAAGUAUUUAGCAGUUUGCCUCUAGGUGGCAAUGUUUACCCCUUCUUAUAAAUAAAAUCAGAUUCAAGUCCAGAACAAGUGCUGCUACAUUUAUUGAGAAACAUUUGUUAUCAAGGAAUGAAGGUACAUUUUUGUAUGAGUUGUAUUUUUGUCAUUGUUAUGACCGCAUUGCUCAAGCAUGACAUAACAAAUAGUAGCGUGUUAUGGACUGGUGUAGUGAGAAUGUGCAACAAAACUAAAAUAAAGAAGAAGAGGGUUUGGCAACAGCAGCUGCUGUCACCCAGGCAGCGAGAGACCGAAAGGCUGGAUGUCUUCCUCUUAUAGGCCAAUCAGGUGCACCUGCUGCAUCCCCCACCCCACAGGGUGUGGUGGGGGACCGCCAUGGUAUGAGGUACCAGGGGGACGUAACACCCUCCCCCUUAAAACAGAGGCCCAAUAUAUGUGGCAUCUGUUGUGUACAAGCCCUAUACCAAUCCCUCAUGUUCCUCAUCUCAACCCCUCAGCAACUUGGUACCUAGAAGCAUUUAAGAGAGAUCAGGACAAACAACUAAGACAGACAGGAAACAUAUAAGCAUGUACAGUAAGACGAAGCGUCAGCCAUUAUAUCCUCAGAGCCUUUUAUAUGGCGAAUAUCCAGACUAAAUGGCUGCAAGAACAACACCUACAUCAUCCAAGUCUCUUAGCAAGCAAUAGUAGCUUGUGGCUACCAAUGUGCUUGUAGAUUUCAAAAUAAUCAUUUAGAGGCCUAUACUGACAAUAACAUCCAAUAACAGUAACCAAUAACCUAUUAUCAGCUAUAAUGCCUCGACUCAGAACGGUGAGUAAAGCACAGUAGGGAUAACUAUCAGAACUGUACCGUAUCUAACUGGAUGUAGAAGUCCCUAUCUAGCUACCAACUAGUCUUCGGUGUGCCCUCAUGCAAUUUGAUUUCUAGCAACUCUGGGUGUAACGGUACAUGUAUUUGUAUUGAACCGUUUCGGUACGGGGUGCUCGGUUCGGUGCGGAGGCGUACCGAAAGAGUUUCAAUACGGACAUAUUAAGUAGAGGACCGCAUGUGUGGAACAUGCUGCGGCCGCACAUGCACAGUUGCGCACACCGUAGCUGUGUUCGAAAUCGUUCCCUAUUCACUCACUCACUAUUCCCUAGUGUUCAUGAUAUAGUGCACUAUUUAGGGAACGAACAAACGAGAAUUCGGAUACUACGCUGAACAUUUCUAAACGUCAUUUGCGUCAGUAAAUGUGCCGGGUAUUUGUGUGACGCAGACAGAUGCGCCCACGUCAUGUAAACAAACCGGGCACUCACGAGGAAAGCUGGAGGUUGUAUUGAUGUUGAAUGUUACAUUUCCUUGUUCAAGUUUUUUUUUUAUUAAUUUUGAAUGUUAAAUAUUUUAUGUUAAAUCCCAAAUAAAAGGUUGAGAUUUCUAAACGAAAACCGGAGACUCCAUUAAAUAUAUUCGUUUUCGCGGUUAUUCAGCUUCUUCGAGUAAAAAAUAAUCUGAGCAACAACUGGAAACUUUAGUGUUGCAAUUGUUCAUUGUUGCACAUUGGAUUGAGAAAAGAUUUGUUUUUAAAGAAACAGUCUGAGCCUUAUUCAUGUUAUUUAAUCUGAGCAACAAAUUGAAACUGUUUAGUGUAGCAAUUGUUCAUUGUUGCACAUUAGAUAAUAUAUUUUUUAAAAAAGUCUGAGCCAAUGUUAUUUAUUUUAUUUCUACAUUUCAGAAUCUUUAUAUUUUUUAGCAGAAUUAUAUUUUUGUAUUGUCUAAUGUUCCUAUUGUAAAAAGCACAAGUGUGUUAUGAACAACUUGAAGCACAUGUUAUGAAGCACAUUUCUAUUAUUUAGCAUUUUGAUUUCUUACUGUACCGAAAAUGAACCGAACCGUGACCUCAAAACAGAGGUACGUACCGAACCGAGAUUUUUGUGUACCGUUACACCCCUACUAGCAACCCCAGCGCGUUCGACACACCUAAUAACAAACAAAACAAAAACAGCGUUAAGCGCUCUACUCCUACACGGGGGUUCACUCGUAUCUAACCAACUCGCUUCAGUGACGUUUAACAAAACAAUCCCAUGCCACUCACCGACCAGCCGAGGAUCAUAACCAGUAACCAGGUCACCAGAAAGGAAGGAAAACUCCCACCAAUCCUUCCCACAAGCUCUCCCUUUCUGCAAUCCGCAAGCCAAACAAAUCAAUUAGUUAAAUCAGUAGUAAUGUAAACAAACAGGCCAACUCAAUAACCCAUAUUCAAACAAACAAAAGAUCCAAACUACCAAUUAACCAAAUAUGCAACCAAGCAAAACAAUUAACCAACUACUCAAACACUGCGAGUCUCCCAACAAUAUCACUCUCAAACUAACUAUACGGGCUUUGGUGUAAUAUGAAAAAAACCUUACCAAGUCCUAUCCCAGACCAGCCCCCAAUUUGUUAUGACCGCAUGGCUCAAGCAUGACAUAACAAAUAGGGAGACACGCAGUGAACAAGUUUCUGUACAUUUAUUCAGAAUAUAAGCCCUAACAAGGAAAUUAAGUAUCAGUGUAGAUGGCAGCUUAACUAUAUGUAGUGUGUUAUAGACUGGUGUAGUGAGAAUGUGCAACAAAACCAAAAUAAAGAAGAGGGUUUGGCAACAGCAGCUGCUCUCACCCAGGCAGCGAGAGACCGAAAGGCUGGAUGUCUUCCUCCUUUAUAGGCCAAUCAGGCAAAUCAGGUGCACCUGCUGCAUAAAAGGGAAGAGCCAAAUGGCCCAAGUGGGAAAACAGCGCCGCCAUGGUAUGAGUUACCAGGGGGACGUAACAGUCAUACUGUCCUGACCUGUUGUAAGAUUAAGAAAAAAACUGAAAUAGUUUGAAUCAUUGGGUGUAUCAUAACCCUUUUUUUAUUUUAUUUUUGAAGAGUAUAGUCAAAGAGAAAGAAAGUUAGAGAGAAAGAUAUAAAGUGGGGAAAUUAAAGGGGAACAGUGCCUGUAUGGGGACAAUCCACAGUACAUACAAACAGAUUUUACAUGUCUUUAUUUUUUUAAAUGUACAUUAACCAUUUAUCCCAGCCUUUAGAAAAUGAGUCUUCCUUAGUUUUUAGUCUAUAUGUGAGUCUCUUGUUUGAAUGUCACCGAUAAUGUUGAGCCAUUGUCUGCAGUCAGGUGCAACCGACUGGAGCCAGUUCUUAGUGAUGACCUUUUUUUUCUGCAGCAAGAAGAAUCUUAAUCAAAUAUUGGUCACCUUUGUGCACAGUUCCUUCCGUAUGUCCCAGGGAUAGGACAAGACAAGUUUGGGGGAUUUUGUAUCCUAGAACCUCGCACAGCACGACAUGGAUAUGUUCCCAGAAUGGUUGAAUUUUACUGCAGCUACAAAACACAUGUGUAUGGUUAGGAUCCAUAUAAUUGCACAGUCUCCAGCACGGUUGUUGUGAAUUCAUUUGUUUGGUAGUAAUCUUGGGCGUAAUAAAGAAACGCAUUUGUUUUUUCCGAGUGAAUUUUCUCCAUCCAUGUGACUGUGUAGUUGUCUGGUGUAUUUUCCACAUAUCAUUCCACAUGGUGUCCGGGAUCUCUUCACUCAGUUCUUUUCCCCAUUUAGCUUUGACAUAUAAUGUUGAAUCUUUCUUAGCUUCCAUCAAACAAGAAUACAGAGUUGACACAGCUCUGGGAGUGACACCAUUGUAGGAUUGAACAACCACUUUUACCAUAGGAUGUAUCUCAUCAGCGUGUUUCUUAAUUAUUUUUAUAUAGUGACGUGUGUCCCGAUAGGACUCACUAUAUUGAUGCACCUAGCCGUUCCAGAAUCACUCCGGAAUCAUGCUGUGACACCAUGCUUUCAACAAGGUCACCAUAUAACUUUUUGUGUAUCUCAUAUCUUAUGAUAAAGAAAAUUGGUUUCUUUAUAACUUUUUGUGUAUCUCUUAUGAUAAAGAAAAUUGGUUUCUUUAUAACUUAUUGUGUAUCAAGUAUAUU
Gadus chalcogrammus (walleye pollock) is the source of this 10710-nucleotide messenger RNA. Its product is annotated as titin. Lineage: Eukaryota; Metazoa; Chordata; Actinopteri; Gadiformes; Gadidae. The transcript is spliced from 17 exons. The coding region runs from base 3349 to 6714 and encodes 1121 amino acids. The record is from RefSeq and is a predicted model, not a curated record.